Penaeus chinensis is the source of this 1477-nucleotide messenger RNA. Its product is annotated as protein AMN1 homolog. Gene Ontology annotation, biological process: SCF-dependent proteasomal ubiquitin-dependent protein catabolic process. Gene Ontology annotation, cellular component: SCF ubiquitin ligase complex. Gene Ontology annotation, molecular function: protein binding. NCBI's taxonomy places the organism in Eukaryota, Metazoa, Arthropoda, Malacostraca, Decapoda, Penaeidae. Bases 321 to 1070 code for a protein of 249 amino acids. The transcript is spliced from 7 exons. The record is from RefSeq and is a predicted model, not a curated record.
CUCCAAGUGGGCGGCAAAGUGCGCAAACAGUGUCGGUCGCAGAUGGGAUCGACGACUCAGCUGGCAAAUGUAAACAAACCAGAACAAUAACAAAAACGACGUCAUGCGAGAGACAAUCACGCUCAUGACAGCUGACUUGGAGCCGUCCAUGACACCUCAUGUUAUCCAGCCCUAGUUCUCCAGAGCAGCUAUGGAAACAGAACUGUGACGGUCAGUCAUCGGGAAAGAUAAAUUGUACCCUCUUAGAAUUUUAGAAGAAAGACUUAAAAGAAAGAAAAUUAGUUAGAUGGAACUGGAGCCUUACUGACUGCCUCAUCACUAUGCAGCCGCCAACUCUUGUAGAUCUAUGUCUAGAUGUUACAUGCUCAAUCCCAGCAGAAUAUUAUAUAAGGCUGCCACUGCCCCUAAAGGACAGACUUCUCACUAAGUUCACAAAAAGAGGAAGUUGCACAGACACCAUUCUUUCCUCUCUUCUCCACUCUCAACUUACAAGUUUAGAUUUAAGGGACUGUCAGAUUUCAGGCAAAGGGUUAGCAUGUCUGGAUGUUGCCAAGCAUCUCCAGGUUUUGCACUUGCCACAACCACCAGUAGUCCGUGAUAACCACUUCUCUGAAUACUCUCUCAUUAGACUGGGUGAAGGCAAGACCAGGCUAAGAAUUAUCACCCUCAAUGGCCUCUCAGGAGUGACGGACCGUGUGGUUGGCUCGUUAGUUGGAGGUUGUCCGUUCCUCCAAGAACUCCACAUUCCUAAUACCACGAUCACCAACCAUGCUCUCACUGCAAUAGCCACCUUAACACACCUUGUCUGCCUCAACAUUGCUAGAACACAGGUCACAGACGUAGGGAUCCAGCACCUUGUAGGGGGAGGAGUACGCCACAGUCUCCAGGAGCUUCGAGUCGAUGGAUGCGCACGCCUCACAGACGAGAGCAUUGAGACCCUCUGCCUCUGCUGCUCUCGUCUGAACAUCCUUUGUUUCCAUCACUGUCCCAGAGUGUCAGAACGAUCCAGAGAAUUACUUGGAGAACUCAUGGCCUGCAAGAUGAAGCAGAUCACAUGGACUGUGUACUAAGCAUCUGCUGCCACUAACCGUCACACACCACACACAGAAGUAAACAUCUCAGAAAUCAAGGUUGUAAUAUUUAAUGGGAUCACAUGGGCUUGCAUUAUAAGCAGCUGCUGUUUAUAGAAAGGAGAAGAACAUGAAAUUCAUCAUCAUGACUAUGUUCACUUUCAUACUCUUUAUGUAAGUAGCUCAUUUUAUUGUACGCUAAUUUUUUUUUUUCUCGGUUCUUGCAACUAGGGUGAGGUAAAUGCAGUUUUCAUAUGUGCGACACCUGUGUUAAUGCUCAGAUAUUUACAUUCAUUUCAUAAUUAGAAAUAUUAAAAGACUAACAGUGACAAUUAGACAGACAUGAAUAAUUAUCAGUGUGAUGUGAUUUUUCUAAAAGAGGAUCUAUAAUAAAUUAAUAUUUGUUU